Pollicipes pollicipes is the source of this 1135-nucleotide messenger RNA. Its product is annotated as basic proline-rich protein. Bases 7 to 969 code for a protein of 320 amino acids. Lineage: Eukaryota; Metazoa; Arthropoda; Thecostraca; Pollicipedomorpha; Pollicipedidae. The record is from RefSeq and is a predicted model, not a curated record. The transcript is spliced from 3 exons.
GCCGGCAUGCCACCCUCCAGCUGGGCGGGCGUCGUGCAGCCUCGACCCAGCGGCGCGGGCACUGCGCCGCGUCCCCCUGCCACGGCUGGUGCCGGUGCUGCCAUCUCUGGGGGACCAGGCAUACCUUCGAUGCCGGGAGCGCCGCCGGGCAUCGCUGGCGUCAACACGCCGAUGCGCUCGCCAGCUGCACCGACCAGCUCGUACGCCAGCCUGGCUGCCGGCCGGCCGGCGGUGCCCGGCUCGGUCUCGCCGCAGCCGCCGCCGUCCCGCCCCGCCGCGCCGCCUAUUGGCCAACCGGCGGCCGCGCCGCCCAGAAUGGCUCCUCCCCCCGUUGCUGGCGGCCAAUCCGGAGCCGGCCCUCAGAUGACGGCCCCUCCGAUGACUGGUGGAAUUCAGCCAGGCUUUGCGCCGCCCAGGCCAGGACCCCCUUUUGGUGGUGUCGGCCAGUCGGGAAUGGGUCCCCCGAUGAUGGCUCCUCCCAUGGGCGGUAUGAGGCAGCCAGGAUCUGCACCUCCGAUGAUGGGACUACCUAUGGGCGGAAUGAGCCAAGCUGGAUCAGCGUCUCCAAUGAUGGCCCCAGUCAUGGGUAGCGUGAGCCAGACCGGAUCAACGCCUGCAAUGAUGGCUCCGCCCAUGGGUAAUGCCAGCCAAUCAGGAUCGGCAGCACCGAUUAUGGCUCCGCCCAUGGGCGGGGUCAGCCAAUCAGGAUCGGCGCCACCGAUGAUGGCUCCGCCCAUGGGCGGUGUCAGCCAGUCGGGAUCGGCGCCACCGAUGAUGGCUCCGCCCAUGGGCGGUGUGAGCCAGUCAGGAUCGGCGCCACCGAUGAUGGCUCCGCCCAUGGGCAAUGCCAGCCAAUCAGCGCCUCCACCGAUGUAUAACGGGUCAAUGAACGGAGGUCUAGCUGCAACGGGAGCUGCCACAUUGUCAGCACAGAGAAGAUACCCGCAGCAGGUCAGUUUACCUCCGUGAUGUCGGUCAUGCGUUUCUUUUGUAGGACUCGAGUCUUGGAAUUGGCCGGUUUACAUUGAGUGCAAUGUGAUUUGGAUAUCUUGCCAAUUUGUCUCGGAGCACGUGUCAAACUUCCCCUUUUCUGAGGGCGGAUAGGACCAAACAUCAUGCAUUUGUGUCACUUGAC